UGGAGUGGCUCAAGGUGAAGGCCCUGAGUUCAAACCCAUACCACACACACACACACACAAAGGAAGGCUUUUCAGGCACAGCCAGGAUUGGAUCUCAGGAGUCCUCCCUCCAGACAGGAGGUCACACUCUGAGAUGGACUUGACAUGGCACGGGCUCGGGAGCCUUGCCACCAUGUCAGGGAACGUGGGACGUGCCACUCACCGGCAUGGGAAGUCCCUCGUCCGACUGACUCACUUGGCCCUGGGGAAGCGGGGGUGGGGGGCUUCUCCCCAACAGCCCUGGACUGUGGCCGGCACCAUGUGGAAACUUCUUGUCACUUUUGCCACAGUAACUCAGGAAGCUCAGAGGGCUUCCGAGGCUGGCCUGAGGCCACAGGGGCUAGUGAAGGGGACAGCCAGGUCCAGGGCAGCCUGGGGAGGUGGCACAGGGUCUCAGGACGUGAGAAAACAGAGUGGUCGCUCAGCAGCAAGCAACAAGGGCUGAGCCUCUCCAUCUUAAUAACAAUUCUUCUUGGAAGGACUGUCCCUCCAUUUGCCCCCAGGUUGUGGUGUGGGGCUUCACCAAGACCACUGGGACCAGCCACGGACCAUGAAGGGGAUCUGUGCCAGCAGGGGACUCACUCCAUGGUCCUCACUCCAGCCUGGCCUCCAGGUCACCCCAGUUCAUCUCGGGCAGAUCCCUCAGGCCCCAUCUUUCAGCAGGGUACCCUUCUUUGCCUGAGGUUCUCAAGGACACCUCCUCCAAGAAGCCUUCCCUGCUUUUCCUUCCCCUAGUUCCCAUGACAGGCUUUCAAUGCCUCAGGAAAGAAAAUCCCUUUGGUAGGUUUCCUGGGAGGCAGAGAAGGACCCCCAGGUACUGAGUGAUAGUGGGGACCGCAGACCUGACCUUGGGGACAAGUUGGUUGACAGAGCAGCAGGCAGGAUGCAGUGGUCAGAACCAGAGCUGGGGGCAGGGUGGGUGUGAAUCCUGUCUUUCCCCUUACCAGCUGUGCAAAGGCUCCCAGACUCAGUUUCCCUGUGAACGGGGGACAGCCUGUCACUCACAGGGCCGGGUGGCUUCAGGGUGGGCGUCCAGGGCUGUAUAUGAGCACACAGUGCUCAGUGGGCCUGGAACCUUCCAGACACACCAGCAUGGCCGGCCAUGGCAGGGGUGAUGGGGAGUGUGACUUGCUGUCACAUGGCGGGGGGGGGGCAAGGCUCCUCCCACCCGGCACAGAAUCGGGGUAUGGUGCUGACGGGACAUGGGCUCAGGCUGUGGGCCUGUCAGGGCUCAGUGGGGUCAAACCCUGAGUAUGGGGUUGGGCUGGGCCUGUGGCCUCCAGACCAUGGUGUCCCAUUACAGGUGGGACGCCAAGACCAACAUGAGCGGGGACACUGAGCUGCUGUGGCUGGGAGUGGCCCUGCUGCUGCUGCUGUCUGGGGCCACAGCUGGGCUCUGCGUGCGCUGCUCCCGUCCAGGGGCGAAGAGGACAGAGAAAAUCUAUGAGCAGAGAAACCUGCAAGAAAACCAGCAGAGCUUUUCCGUGGCCCGGGCCUAUUCCUUUGUCAGGCAAGAGUGGCCAGGGCCCCUGUUGGACACGGCCUCUGAUGGGGCACCUGAAAGGAAAGACAAGCUGCUUUGCUCCUCCCACCUCGAGGAUCCUGCGUCCCCGAGGUACCAGAACUUCAGCAAAGGGAGCCGAAGUGAGCCAGAUGCAGCCUAUGUAGACCUCAUUGCUGCAGACUAUUACAACUGGGGACGCUUCCAGAAGCCCCUGGAAGAUGACGACGACGAUGAUGAUGCUAAUUCUUACGAGAAUGUGCUCAUAUGUAAGCCAAGGACCACUGAGUCAGGCAUAGAGGAGUGUGAAGAUUAUCAGAACUCAGCAUCCAUCCACCAGUGGCAGGAGUCCAUGAGGAUCAUGGGGCAAGUCAGGAGAACAGCACACCUGCCCCCAGCAGGGAGCCCAGAUGACGACGGGGAGCCGGACUAUGUGAACGGGGACGUAGUGACAGUUGCUGAAGUCUAGGGAGACCUGGAAGGAAGGAGCUGAGGAACCCCGACCUCAGGAUGAGUUCUGUCCUCCCAAGGAUUGUUUUCCAGCAGCGCUCAAGUUUCAGCCCUGACCAUGGCUAUUCCGGGAAGGCCACCAAGAUAC
This is a messenger RNA of Castor canadensis (American beaver), 2138 nucleotides long. Lineage: Eukaryota; Metazoa; Chordata; Mammalia; Rodentia; Castoridae. The record is from RefSeq and is a predicted model, not a curated record.